AAUAUACCAACAAUGGGAAAUUGCAUAGUUCUUCAAGAAAAAGUUGUAAAAGUGAUGAAAACAGAUGGAAAAAUUCUUGAAUACAAAGCUCCCAUCAAAGUUCAUCAAAUUUUAUCACAAUUUUCUAGCCAUGUAAUUUCUAAUUCCCAUCAAGUCAUUGAAAAUCAACAUCUUCAACCAAAUGAUGACUUGCUAGGUGGCCAAAUUUAUUAUCUUUUGCCUAGUUUACCAAAGCAACCUCCUCCAAAAUCAGCCAAGAAAAAGGUCAAGUUUGCAAAUGAUCAAGUGAAAAAGAAGGUCAAGUUUGCAAAUGAUGAUCAAUUAGUAAAUGAUCAUGAGAAGGUCAAGUUUGCAAAAGAUCAAGUUGAAUUAUUAGAAGCUAAUCAUGAUCAUCACCAAAAGAAAGAGGUUAUUAGGGUUAAAAUUGUCAUUUCUAAGAAAGAGUUGCAAGAAUUGUUGAGUAGUAGUGAAGGUGGAAUAAUCAAAGUUGAUGAUAUGAUCAAGAGUACUACUAUUGUUGAAGAAAGUACAAUAACUAAUGGUAAAGGAUGGAAGCCUAUUCUUGAUAUUAUACCUGAAAUACUUGAUCACUAGCAUACUUACCCUUCCUACUUUUUUUUAAU
Messenger RNA from Solanum verrucosum, 623 nucleotides. RefSeq lists its product as uncharacterized. The record is from RefSeq and is a predicted model, not a curated record. NCBI's taxonomy places the organism in Eukaryota, Viridiplantae, Streptophyta, Magnoliopsida, Solanales, Solanaceae. The transcript has a single exon. Bases 13 to 594 code for a protein of 193 amino acids.